AGGGGGCCCUUUUCAUGUGACAAUACGCAGGAAAUGGUGGUGAUUACGUUCACGGAAACGGUCCUGAUUAUAUGUUAUCGAAUGUCAAACCUCUUGAGACCCAGAAGAAUAGGCAUCAUCCGCUGUCCAUGCCGCAAUCGUCGAGUUCCGUGGGUAUAGAAAAACGAGGUUUUCCGCACGCUUCUCCCCUCAAAAUUUCAGUUGCCAGUUGAUCAACGUCAAAAUCAACCACAUACACACGCCAUCAAAAGACCGGCACGCACAUCUACGGCAUCCCAAACAGCUCGAUCAACUCAAUUCGUACUUGUCGCAUUAGCAACUUGACAAAAAAAAUGGGUGUCAUCGCUUGGCUGGCCGUUACCACCAUCGGGGGCGCCGCUUUGCUCGUCCCGCCUGCGGCCCCCGUUGUCGGCGGCAUCCUGGGAUUUUCCCGCAUUGGGCCCGUAGCUGGUACGAUUGCUGCGUCCGCGCAAGCGUACGUCGGUGCCGUCGCCGCCGGAAGCACUUUCGCCGUGCUUCAAAGCGCAGCUAUGUUGGCGCCCACUCUCUGAUGAUGCCUUUUCAUAAUGUCAUGAGCGAAAUAUGAGCGACUUUUCAUAUCAUAGUCGUCCAGAGGAAUAGUAGGGUCACU
Messenger RNA from Fimicolochytrium jonesii, 631 nucleotides. RefSeq lists its product as uncharacterized. NCBI's taxonomy places the organism in Eukaryota, Fungi, Chytridiomycota, Chytridiomycetes, Spizellomycetales, Powellomycetaceae. The coding region runs from base 333 to 551 and encodes 72 amino acids. The record is from RefSeq and is a predicted model, not a curated record. Gene Ontology annotation, cellular component: membrane. The transcript is spliced from 2 exons.